AUGAACAAAGAGCUUGGUACCCUCGUUGUCGUCGUUCUCAAAGCCAAGAAUCUUCCCGAUAAACACCUCAUAUACAAGCAGGACGUCUUCGCACAAGCCACCAUCCACGGUAAGACCAAGAAAACAGAGGUCGACGUUAAGGGCGGCCAGCAUCCCCUCUGGGAUGAAGAGCUGCGUUUCCCUAUCUUCAGGAGCACCUCCCAAGAGGACAGAACACUAGAGAUUUCAUGUUGGCGAAAGGAGCCUGGUGCCGAUGAAAUCAUCGGAAAGGGCAAAGUGGACAUCUCAGAGACGUUGCGCACGGGCGAAUUUGACGGUAAAUUUCUUGGCUUUCCUACAUAUAGCGUACUUACACCAAGUUCUGUAGAUUGGGUCCAACUCGAAGUUGAUCAGCUCUAUCGUGGAGAAAUCUAUCUCGAAAUGACCUACUUUGCAGCAGGUCCUGCCCCUUUGCAGCGCCGCCCCACCAAAAUGCUCAUUUCCGAGAGGCUGCAGCGUCAGACACAACCAUAUGCGUAUUCGAAUUUGAAGACACCGUCGAAGAUUCCAUCUACACCAAUCUCUCCUCCACAUACUCCGACAGCUCCUGCUCCUGUCAGAGCCAGCCUCGCCCCUGUGAUUCAGGCUGGACAACAUUUAAGUGCUCCCUCUAACCACAUGUCGCCACGGGGCUCUCCCCGCAGUUCGCCUCACACCUCGCCUCGAUCACGUAAUGACGCUCUUCCUCCAAUACCACAGGAACGUGUUGCUCCUGACAGCAUUCCGGAUAUGCUCCGACCUGGAAACCCGAAGUCGCAUGUACAUUACAGUGAGAAACCACAUCCGCCCGGAUACGGAGCGCAGGUUCGCUUGUCAUCCCCGCCUCCCCACUCACCGCAUCGAACCUCGAUGGUGGUGUCUCCUCAGUCUUCUCCCCCUUUCGCAUAUCCGGCCGCAUCCAGAUCUUACCCUCCUAGAGAUCAACCGUCUCCGGGGUUAGGCCAGCGUGCGCAUAAUCUCCUCUCAUCCGAGAAUCCUAUGCACAGCCGCUAUUCUGCAUCCCCUCCCCGUACACCUCCGCAUGCAUACGUACAUGCUACAGCCUCAUCACGACCUACACCACCAACUCGCGUUGACUCUUCGCAAAUUGUACAUCCCUUCAUAUACACCCACGCGCCUCCGCCUGCCAUGCCCGAGGUGGAGAUUACAAGCUCACCCGCUCUUACAGCGCGCUACUCCGCACCCUUGCCGCUACCCGACGAGCCGGAGGGUAUGCAUACGUCAACGCCGGGUCAUCCCCACCUAUGCCUGAGCAUCUCUGAACCACGCCGGCCAGCUCCUGCUCCUCGGCAUCUUGUUGUAGCCAACAGGAGAGACAGCGACGUCCAAGCAAAUGACGAGGAACUGGCCAAGAAGCUAGAGGAUGAAGAGAAAAGGCGCCAGCGGGAAGAGGCAGAGAGGGAGUGCGAGGACUUGGAGCUUGCGCUCAGAUUGGACUUGGAGCUAAACCUCCAGCACGACGAGGAGGUGGUGAGGACAGGGACCCGGAGCCCUGCAGGAUCUGCUCGCCCUAGAUCUAUCGAGUCACUUUCACCCACGCAGGUGCCUGGGUCAUGGUAA
This is a messenger RNA of Fibroporia radiculosa, 1599 nucleotides long. RefSeq lists its product as uncharacterized. The coding region runs from base 1 to 1599 and encodes 532 amino acids. The transcript has a single exon. NCBI's taxonomy places the organism in Eukaryota, Fungi, Basidiomycota, Agaricomycetes, Polyporales, Fibroporiaceae. The record is from RefSeq and is a predicted model, not a curated record.